Molecule: messenger RNA, 1614 nt
Organism: Pleuronectes platessa (European plaice)
Lineage: Eukaryota; Metazoa; Chordata; Actinopteri; Pleuronectiformes; Pleuronectidae
Gene: mybphb
Product: myosin binding protein Hb
Exons: 12
Coding region: 1-1581 (526 amino acids)
Molecular function (GO): protein binding
Source: RefSeq, a predicted model, not a curated record
AUGCCGUCCAAGCCUGCCCCCAUCAAGAAGGCGGCCAAGAAGGAGCCGGCCAAGAAGGAGGAGGAGAAGGCUCCAGAGCCGGCGCCGGCACCGGAGCCCGCACCGGUAGAGGCCGCCCCCGCAGAGGCAGCCCCCGCAGAGGCAGCCCCGGCCCCCGCUGAGGGCGAGGCCGCACCUGCCGAGGAGGCCCCCGCGGCCCCGCCAGCUGAGGAGCCCAAACCCCCCACCCCUCCUCCACCCGCUGAUGCCACAGACGAAGCUGCUCCUGCUGCUGAAGCACCUGCUGAUGAGGAGCCUAGGGAACCCACCCCCCCACCACCUCCACCCAAAGAGCCCACCAGCGCCCCAGUGGAGCUGUUUAUCGAGGACAAGAAUGACACGUCUGUGACCAUCAUGUGGAGCCAGCCGGAGGUCGUCGGCCUGACUGGUCUGGACGGAUACACCGUUGAAAUCUGCAAGGAUGGAACCGAGGACUGGAAAGCUGUGAACGAGGACUUGCAGAAGUCCUGCCGCUACGUCAUCAAGAACCAGACCACCGGGGACCGCCUGAAGAUCCGCGUGGUGGCAGUGAACGCCGGCGGCCGCAGCCCCCCCUGCGCCCUCCCCGAGGCCAUCCUGGUGAAGGAGAUCGCUGAUCGCCCCAAGGUCCGUCUGCCUCGCUUCCUCAGGCAGAGAUACGUCACCCAGGUCGGAAGCAAGAUCAACCUGACCAUCCCCUUCACAGGCAAACCCAAACCUGUGGUCACCUGGACAAAGGACGGACAGCCCCUGGACACCAAGAGGGUGAACAUCCGCAACAGCGACAGAGACAGCAUCCUGUUCAUCCGCACGACCGAGAGGGACGACUCCGGCGUGUACGAGAUGUGCGUGAAGGUGGACGACUUCGAGGACAAGGCGACACUCACCCUUCAGAUUGUCGAGCUGCCAGGACCUCCCGCCAGCGUGAAGAUUAUUGACACCUGGGGCUUCAACGUGGCCCUGGAGUGGACUCCACCUAAAGACAGUGGAAACACAGACAUUAAAGGCUACACGGUGCAGAAGGCCGACAAGAAGACUGGAGACUGGUUCAAUGUGCUGGAACAUUACAACAGACUGAAUGCCACCAUCUCUGACCUCAUCAUGGGCAACACCUACAAGUUCAGAGUGUUCUCAGAGAACAAGUGUGGACUGAGCGAGGAGGCCGCCAUCACAAAGGGGGAGGCCGUCAUCCUGAAGACAGACAUCGACUACAAACCUCCCAAAUACCAGGAGCACGACUUCACCGAGGCUCCCAAGUUCACCACGGCCCUGAGCGACAGAGCCACCACGGUGGGCUACAGCACCAAGCUGCUCUGCUCCGUCAGGGGAGAGCCCAAGCCCAAGGUCCAGUGGAUGAAGAACCAGAUGAUUCUUGGAGACGACCCUAAGUACAGGCAGAUCUGCGUCCAGGGCAUCUGCUCUCUGGAGAUCCGCAAGCCAGGAAACUACGACGGUGGCGUGUACUCCUGCAAAGCCAAGAACAAGCACGGAGAGGCAAUAGUCGCCUGCAAGCUGGAGGUCAAACAGGCAGCGAUCCCGGAGGCAGGGAAAGAGAAGAAAUAGGUUCUCAUCAUUACAGGUCAGAAAUCAUUUGGA